GCAUUUAUAUGUCAAUAUUUUUGCACACUUUUUAUGGUAAAUUCUUUUUAAAAUUUACUUGAAAAAAAACACAAGUAGGUAUCUGCAAGUAUUAGGUAUGAAUUCUGGAAGUAAGUGUGAUUCUCCUGAUUGUGAGAAUACGGCAAAGCUGCAGUGCCCAACAUGUAUAAAACUGGGGAUUCCUGGAUCAUUUUUUUGUUCCCAAGAAUGUUUCAAAACAAAUUGGAAGUCUCAUAAAGUUAUUCAUUCUUUAGCUAAGGGUGAAUGUAAUGAGCAGAAGGACAAAUCAUACAAUCCAUGGCCUUAUUAUAGUUAUACUGGCAAGCUUAGACCUUACCCUCAGAGUUCAAAACGUACAGUACCUUUGACCAUUGGUCGACCUGAUUAUGCUGAUCAUCCACAGGGAUAUCCGUUAAGUGAACAGGCUGUGAAAGGCUCUGGCUUAAUUAAAGUGUUAGACGAUGAGGAAAUAGAAGGUAUGAAAGUAGCAUGUAAACUAGGAAGGGAGGUGUUGGAUGAAGCUGCUAGAGCUUGUGAUGUUGGAGUAACAACAGAUGAAAUAGACAGAAUUGUUCAUGAAGCUUGUAUUGAUAAAGAAUGUUAUCCAUCACCAUUGAAUUAUUAUGAAUUUCCAGCAUCUUGUUGUACUUCAGUAAAUGAAGUUAUUUGCCAUGGUAUACCAGAUACAAGACCUUUGGAAGAUGGUGAUAUUUGUAAUGUAGAUAUUACUGUUUACCAUAGAGGCUUUCAUGGUGAUUUAAAUGAAACAUUUUUUGUGGGUAAUGUGAAUGAAAAAGUAAAAAAUCUUGUAAAAGUGACACACGAAUGUUUAAUGAAAGCCAUUGAAAUUGUAAAACCAGGUGAAAAAUAUAGGGAAAUUGGCAACAUUAUUCAGAAACAUGCACAAAGUCAUGGGUUUUCAGUGGUUAGAAGUUAUUGUGGUCAUGGAAUACAUAGAUUAUUUCAUACAACACCUAACGUCCCUCAUUAUGCAAAAAACAGGGCUGUUGGUGUCAUUAAACCUGGACAUUGUUUUACUAUAGAGCCAAUGAUUUCGAUGGGAACUUGGAGAGAUGAAAUGUGGCCAGAUAAAUGGACUGCUGUGACUGCAGAUGGUCAAUGGUCAGCUCAAUUUGAACAUACUCUCUUAGUAAAUGAUAAUGGAUGUGACAUUUUAACCAAAAGAAGAGAUAAAAAUGGACAACCCCAUUUUAUGGACAAACUGUAAUAAAAAUAUAGUGUUUUUGAAAACAGAACAAUUAUGUUUUUAAUGAUUUAUCAAAAAAAGUGUAAACUGCAAACAUAUUUAUGAUCUAGAAAGUAUAUUAAUGAACAAUACAAUUUCUUGCAAGAGUGACAUUUUUAUUUAAAAACAUUUUUAGCAGCAUUUUUUAAAUAAAUAUUUAACCAGAA
Molecule: messenger RNA, 1413 nt
Organism: Sitophilus oryzae (rice weevil)
Lineage: Eukaryota; Metazoa; Arthropoda; Insecta; Coleoptera; Curculionidae
Product: methionine aminopeptidase 1
Exons: 4
Coding region: 98-1228 (376 amino acids)
Biological process (GO): proteolysis
Molecular function (GO): metalloaminopeptidase activity
Source: RefSeq, a predicted model, not a curated record